AUUUGGGACGGUGCGUUCUCCAUCCACGAGUCAUAAAAACGCCCACUGUAAUUUAACUAAAUUUUUAUAGCGCUACUGUCACUCUUGGUCCCCACUUUCCCAACAUGAAACAGUGUACCAACCAGAUCCCCCUCCUCAGUGGAAACUCCGGCUGGCAUUGGCCAAGAAAGGACAGUAUCUUCGCCAUGUUCAGUAAUCGUAAGAACUCCAAACGGCCCGAUAGCGAGCUAAUUGAGCGCUUCCAAGGUCUUUACGGACCUGUUUUAUCUCAUACAGAAGCUGACUCAAAGUCAGCAUAUGAUAACGCGUUUCCGAGCAGACAGAAUGGACCUGCAUUUUCACCAAGUGUCUUUGGAAAUGUAGGGGAAAUAGGUCACGAAUCUUUCAAUGGCCCUACAGUACCACAUUCAAUGGAGCCAUUCUCAGGGCAAAUAGUACCGUCUCAGAACCCGGGCUUUCAGCUUUACGAGUCAGCAUUAAAAUCCUCCGCCAAAGAGGUUGACCGAGCAGUUUCACCAAAAAAUCUGUUCGGUGCUGAGAGUCUUCAAUUCGCUCGACUGUGGCUUCCCAACUCUCAACCAAACUGGAAAAUCGAUCCCGCUUCAUUUGAUCACCCUUUACCUUCGCAGCAACAAAUCCAUUCGGGUCUUUUUCCCAGCAACUAUGCAGGUGAACCAAAUCAAAUCUUCCACUGUGACUCUGGCUACGAGACUUGGGACGAGCCGGCGCACGCUUUGUCCCAGAAUGGAAUCUCCAGAGCUCAGAGUACGAAGAGUGCAGUAAUUCCCACUUCGUCACAACGCUUCCCUGUAAGAGGAACAACGGUGCCACAUGCUGGGGGUGAGAGGUUCCGCUUUCAUACUUGCCUUCGAGCCUCGACUGCGAUGGUCGGGGACUCGAAAGAGGUGCCCGAAUCUUACCUUAAUAAGGGUCAGGUCUACCAUCUCCGGGUGACCGACUCAACCCCACCCAGGAUCACUGCCGAGGCCCCGAGGUACCGGACGUUCGUGCGAGUUUCGUUCAAGGAACAAGAACAGCGAGUCAACGCAGGAGCCUAUUGGCGGUUAUGGAAAGAUAGCCGGGGGUUGGCCGAGUCGUAUAAAUCGGAUCUUGAGCUUCGAGCCGUGGAGUACGCGGGUCAAGAUGGUCCUCAGAUGCAGGUUGAAGAAGAGUUCCUAGACGGGUUCUCUGUUACGUGGACGGUAAAUCAAGCCACCGGUCUCAACGAAUGCAACAUUCCGGUACGAUUCAACUUUCUCUCCACCGAUUUCACGCUGGCAAAGGGGGUAAAGGGUAUCUCGGUGCGCUUUUGCGCCAAAACAGAUCAGCUCAACAACAAGGAGACGCCCUUUCAGCCAGGAAUUUGCUACUGCAACAUCAGGGUUUUCCGAGACCAUGGCGCUGAACGAAAACUAUCAAAUGACAUAACCAACGUUCAGAAGAGAAUUGCCAAAUUGAGUGAGCAGGUUGCAAAGACGGCACAUCAUGAACCACCAAAAAAGCGCAAGCGUGGUAGCAUAAUUGCAAGAAACAUGAAUGAGCUCAAGGGCUCUAGUCAGACGGAAAAUGGUUGGUCGAUGGACCUGGGCGACGACGCAGCAGCUGCUUCGUAUUCAAACAAGCUACAGACAAAACUGGUCAACCUACGGAAAAUGUUAUUCUCGAGCUGCUCUGAGAGUGAGCUGAGUCUUCGCGGAGGCAAGGAGGACGAUCCUGAGGUGCACGUCACUCAAUUGCAAUCUAGCAGUCUAGGACAUCAGAGCACUGCGACGCAACGUAUAAGCUCUAGUAGAGGUAGCACUACCUCUCUGGAUGACUCGCUGGGUUCUGUUCAGAACGGCUUCCCAAUGACUGUGAAACACACCGGCCCGCGCAGGUCACCAAUGCCCGUUGCAUGCUUCUAUAUCCAUCGUUCAGGAGAAGACUCACCUUCAGAUCGAUACUAUCGCACAGUCUAUUUGAGAGAACGCUCUGCCCGCGACUUGAUCCAAAGGAUAUGUGAGAAAUUCUCAAUUGAUGCAUCAAGAAUUUCUUGCAUAUUACACACCAAUCAAGCUGGUCUUGAUAUUUUAGUUGAUGACGACUUUGUUGAGCAAAUAGCGGAAGGUCAGGAUAUGAUUGUUCAUUUGGAGAGGCUUCCCUUGAAGGACGGUGGAGCGGGAUCACCGCCGAAUGCUCCCUUGGGGAUUCGGUUGGAGUAUUGAUUCUAUCCAGGGGGGAUAUAUGCCAUGGCGCAAGCUCAUAAAGACUCGGCAACUCACUCUCCAGUUUGGCUCCAAUGGAACACCCUCUUUUGGUGUAUGCUGUUGGGGGUUCUCUAAUUUGAAAAGAUACACGAGUAACAAUACCUCUUAAUUGGAAAUAUAUAUCUCGCCCCGUAAUCAUUUAACACCAUUCAAUAGAGCUAUAGGUCUUCAAGUCCAGUGCUCUCGAGUGCCCAGAACCUCUUAUGACUUGCGUGUUGAUGUUAUUGA
This is a messenger RNA of Penicillium brasilianum, 2474 nucleotides long. NCBI's taxonomy places the organism in Eukaryota, Fungi, Ascomycota, Eurotiomycetes, Eurotiales, Aspergillaceae. The record is from the annotation of a GenBank genome assembly.